AUGCUGAGAAUCUCGAAUCUUUCGACAUCUUCUCGAUACGUGCCAAUUACAAAAUUAUGGCUUCAACUACGUCAUCUCUGCUCACCAUCAUCAUCACCAUCUUCUUCUUCACUCUCUGUACCUAGCGAAGACCAUAUCGUCCGUCUCAUCCUAGACCAAAAAUCACCUUCAGGAGCUCUGCAAACUUUCCAAUGGGCUUCCACUUUCCCUGGAUUCAUCCACUCUCGCUCCACCUACCGUGCUCUCUUCCACAAGCUCUGUUCUUUCCGCCGAUUCGAAACUGUCUACCAACUGCUCGACGAAAUGCCUAAAUCUAUCGGCUCCCCUCCUGACGACACUAUCUUCAUAACUAUCAUCCGAGGAUUAGGACGUGCUAAACUAAUCAAACGUGUGAUCAAUGUCCUCGAUCUUGUUUCCAACUUCGGGAUGAAACCAUCUGUAAAAGUUUUCAAUUCGAUUCUUGAUGUUUUGGUGAAAGAAGAUAUUGACAUAGCUAGAGAGUUUUUCACAAGGAAGAUGAUGGCUAGUGGGAUCCAAGGUGAUGAGUACACUUAUGGAAUUUUAAUGAAAGGUCUUUGCUUGACCAAUAGGAUUGGUGAUGGUUUCAAGCUUCUUCAGAUCAUGAAGAAGACGCGCGGUGUGGCUCCAAACACUGUGAUAUAUAACACCUUGCUUCACGCUCUUUGCAAGAACGGGAAAGUUGGGAGAGCUAGGAGUUUGAUGAGUGAGAUGAAGGAACCGAAUGAUGUGACUUUCAACAUCUUGAUAUCUGCCUACUGCAACGAACAGAAGCUGGUUCAGUCAAUGGUGCUUCUGGAGAGAUGCUUCAGUUUGGGUUUUGUUCCUGAUGUUGUGACGGUCACUAAGGUGAUGGAAGUUCUAUGCAGUGAAGGCCGUGUAUCCGAGGCGCUUGAGGUGUUAGAGAGAGUGGAAGGAAAGGGAAGUAAAGUCGAUGUUGUAGCUUGUAACACUUUGGUUAAGGGGUACUGUGCGCUAGAAAAAGUAAGAGUUGCUCAACGCUUCUUUAAGGAGAUGGAGAGAAAGGGUUACUUGCCUAAUGUGGAAACAUACAAUUUGUUGAUUGGUGGGUUAUGUGAAGUUGGAAUGUUGGAUUCAGCUCUUGACACUUUCAACGAUAUGAAAACAGAUGCGGUUAGAAGGAACUAUGCUACAUUCAACACGUUGGUGAAGGGACUAUCAGUAGGAGGGAAGGUUAACGAUGGUUUAAAGGUAUUGGAACUGAUGGAGGAAAGUGAAAACGUUCGUGGGGCCAGAGUUGAUCCGUACAAUAGUAUAAUCUAUGGCUUUUACAAAGAAAACCGUUGGGAGGAAGCUCUAGAGUUCUUGCUAAAGAUGGAGAAUUUGUUUCCAAGGGUUGUUGACAGAAGCUUCAAGUUGAUAAGUUUAUGCGAGAAAGGCAGUGUGGAUGAUGUAAAGAUGGCGUAUCAUCAAAUGAUCGGAGAAGGAGGAGUUCCUAAUGUUAUAGUAUUCCACUGCUUGGUUCAUAGAUAUAGCCAAGAAGGCUGCAUGGAAGAUACACUUGAGAUUAUAAACGACAUGGUGACAAGAGGCUACUUGCCUCAAUCAUCAACAUUCAAUGCGGUCAUUCUCGGGUUCUGUACGCAAGAUAGAGUCAUGAAUGGCCUGAAGUUUGUGGAAGACAUGGCUGAAAGAGGUUGUGUACCUGAUGGAGAAAGCUACAAUCCGUUGCUCGGAGAACUGUGCAUGAAGGGUGAGUUUCAGAAAGCUUGGUUGACUUUCUCACGAAUGGUGGAGAAGAAUAUUGUCCCUGAUUCUUCUAUAUGGAGUUUGCUGAUUUAUUGUCUCAGCCAGGAAACAGCGUUCCACAUAGACAUAGACACUUUAUUGCAGGAGAUAAUCAAAACUUAA
This is a messenger RNA of Eruca vesicaria subsp. sativa (arugula), 1890 nucleotides long. NCBI's taxonomy places the organism in Eukaryota, Viridiplantae, Streptophyta, Magnoliopsida, Brassicales, Brassicaceae. The record is from the annotation of a GenBank genome assembly.